This is a messenger RNA of Harmonia axyridis, 1311 nucleotides long. RefSeq lists its product as uncharacterized. NCBI's taxonomy places the organism in Eukaryota, Metazoa, Arthropoda, Insecta, Coleoptera, Coccinellidae. Bases 44 to 1249 code for a protein of 401 amino acids. The transcript has 2 exons. The record is from RefSeq and is a predicted model, not a curated record.
AGUACCUGUAACCUUCGAUGCUUUAUCUAAAAAAUUUCUGAGUAUGAUACUACGAUUUAAAUCCAAUCGUGUCGAUAUUGUCUUCGAUCAAUAUUUUACACCGUCAAUCAAAGAUUUUGAGCGUUCACGUCGGGAUGAAAUAAUCAGCCAAGUUACAAUCGGGCCCAAUCAAAUUCGUCCACAUAAUUUUAUAGCUGAACUUAAAAAUAUAUAUUUUGAAGAAGCCCUUGUUAAUUUUUUUAUUGACCAUUGGGCUGGUGAUGAAAUGGCUCCUAUCAUUGGAGAUAAAAUAAUUUAUGUGAACUUCAACAAGUGCUAUUCAUACCGGGUUGAAAGUAAUAAAGUUAUUAAAACUGUUGAAGAUUCACUGUCUUGCGAAGAACACGAAGAAGCCGAUUCUCGAAUAAUAUAUCACAUUUGCCAAAUAAAUGUCGAUGGUGAAGUUGUGAUACGCUGCUCAGACACAGAUAUUUCAAUAAUACUUCUUGGUAACAUGCAUCAUUUGAAUGCAUCACUAAAAAUCUGGGUAAAUUUGGGCGUAGGGAAUCAUGAGCGAUUUAUAAGCGUCAAUCAAGUGCACGAAAUUCUAGGGAAUUCUUUAUCGAAAGCUCUACCGUGCUUUCAUGCACUCACAGGAUGCGACUACACACCAGCUUUUUUCCGGAAAGGUAAACUUCGACCUUUUAAACUGUUAGAGCAGUCAGAAGAGUAUCAAUUAGCCUGUCAAAAUAUUAUAACAGAUGAUGAAGAAUUGCUGGAUGAGACAUUUAGGAUCUUAGAAAAGUUUAUUUGUCACAUUUACGGAGCUCGUGAUUCUUGGAACGUCAAUGAAGUUCGGUUUCAUCUGUUUUCAAACACUUAUCGGUCUAAAAAAUCAGAUGAUAAUUUUGAAAAAAAAUUUCGUAAUUUUGAUCCAUCAAGCCUACCACCAUGCAAAGCUGAAUUGUAUCAGCAUUUACUACGAAUUCGUUACGUUACAAAGUUUUGGAGAAAUGCUCAUUUACAACACCCAACAUCUCUAUCACCUCAAGCUUCUGGCUGGACCAUAAAUGACGAUAAAUAUGAUUUUAUCUGGUUUGUUGGAGAGCAGUUACCAUCAUUAGUUGCCGACAUUAUCAUUAAAGAUAAUAGCUUAUUACAAGACGAUGAUAAUCCAAAAGACGACGAUGGCAAUGAAAAUGACAGUAGUGAUGAAGAUGAUGAUAAUUAUCAAGAUGCCUCCGUUUUUUGUGACACAAUUAUGGAUUAAAAAAUAUAAUUUUUGUUUACUUUCAUCCUUGAGAUAGAUUAUUACCUUAAUUUUGCACAAAA